AUGGAGGAGGCCUGGUCCGGGCGGAGGGCUGCGGGCCUCCGGGGGCGGCUGAGGGACGGCGACGGAGCAGGGACGGGCACCAUGGCGGCUGUCACGCCCGAGCUCUUCGAGGAGCCCUUUGUGGCAGAUGAGUACAUUGAACGCCUGGCAUGGAGGACUCCCGGAGGAGGUUCCCGAAGUAGCGUGGAAGCUUUUGAUCCCAAAAGAUUACAAGAAGAAUUUGUGAAUCAUAUCAAUGAACUCAAGUUGCUAGAUGAAAGAAUCCAGAGAAGAGUGGAAAAGUUAGAGCAGCAAGUCCAGAGAGAAGCCAAGGAAUUUGCCAAGAAGGUUCAAGAGUUGCAGAAAAGCAACCAGGUUGCCUUCCAACACUUCCAAGAGCUGGAUGAGCAUGUCAGCUACGUGGCAACUAAAGUCUGUCACCUUGGCGACCUGCUGGAGGGGGUAAACACACCACGGCAACGGCUAGUGGAGGCUCACAAACUGAUGAAAUACUUUAAUGAGUUUCUAGAUGGAGAGCUGAAGUCUGACGUUUUCACCAACCCUGAAAAGAUUGAAGAGGCAGCUGAUAUUAUCCAGAAACUGCACCUGAUAGCACAGGAGUUACCUUUUGACAGGUUUUCAGAAGUAAAAUCCAAAAUAGCAAGCAAGUAUCACGAUUUGGAGUGCCAACUGAUCCAGGAGUUUACCAGUGCACAAAGAAGGGGGCAAAUCUACAGGAUGAGAGAAGUAGCUGCAGUCCUGCUUCACUUUAAGGGCUAUUCCCACUGUGUCGAUGUGUAUAUAAAACAGUGCCAAGAGGGUGCCUACUUGAGGAACGAUAUAUUUGAAGAUACUACUGUCCUCUGCCAGAAUGUCAACAAGCAGGUUGGCGAUAUAUUUAGUAGCCCUGAGACUGUAAUGGCCAAACUCAUCCAGAACAUCUUCGAAAUCAGGCUUCAGAGUUAUAUAAAAGAUCAGCUGGAAGAGCACAAGAAGUCUGACGCAGAGCAGUAUCUUCAGAGCCUCUAUGAACUGUAUACAAGGACUACUAAUCUUUCAAGCAAAUUGAUGGAGUUUAACUUGGGCACUGAUAAGCAGACUUUCUUGUCUAAGCUUAUCAAAUCCAUCUUCGUUUCCUACUUGGAGAAUUACAUCGAGGUGGAAAUUGGUUAUUUGAGAAGCAGGAGCUCCAUGAUUUUGCAGCGCUAUUAUGAGUCGAAAAACCACCAGAAGAGAGCCAUUGGAAGUGGAGGCAUUCAAGAAUUCAAAGAGCGAAUACGGCAGCGGACAAACCUGCCAUUGGGCCCCAGUAUUGACACCCACGGCGAAACUUUCCUGUCCCAGGAUGUGGUGGUUAACCUUUUGCAAGAAACUAAGCAAGCCUUUGAAAGGUGCCACAGGCUUUCUGACCCGUCAGAUCUGCCGAAAAACGCCUUCAGAAUUUUCUCUUUGCUCGUGGAGUUCUUAUGCAUCGAGCACAUUGAUUAUGCUCUGGAAAUUGGGUUGGCUGGAAUUCCUUCUCCAGAUGCCAAGACUGCAAAUCUUUACUUCCUGGAUGUCGUGAACCAGGCUAAUACCAUUUUUCACCUCUUUGACAAGCAGUUCAAUGAUCAUCUGAUGCCAUUGGUCAGCUCUUCUCCCAAGCUCUCCGAAUGUCUUCAGAAGAAAAAGGACGUCACAGAACAAAUGGAGGUGAAGCUGGACAUGGGCAUUGACAGGACGCUGAAUUGCAUGAUUGGGCAGAUGAAGCACAUCUUGGCGGCGGAACAAAGGAAGACCGAUUUCAAACCAGAAGAUGAGAACAAUGUUCUGAUUCAGUACACUAAUGCCUGUGCCAAAGUCUGCAUCUAUGUCAGAAAGCAAGUGGAAAAGAUCAGGAAUUCUAUGGAUGGCAAGAACGUGGACGGUGUUCUGACGGAGUUUGGAGUUCGCUUCCACCGACUCAUCUAUGAGCACCUGCAACAAUAUUCCUACAGCUGCAUGGGGGGCAUGUUGGCAAUCUGCGAUGUGGCCGAAUACAGGAAAUGUGCCAAAGAGUUCAAGAUUGCACUGGUACUGCAGCUUUUUGACACGCUCCACUCCCUUUGCAACCUCCUUGUCGUAGCUCCGGAUAACUUGAAGCAGGUCUGCUCAGGAGAGCAGCUUGCUAUUCUGGACAAGAACAUCCUCCAUUCCUUUGUACAGCUCCGCCUUGACUACAGAUCUGCUCGCCUUGGCCGCCACUUCAGCUGAGAGCACAGAAGAAGCAAAACCCAAGUAUCUGCUGGGACUUGGCUUGCUAGAGAACACAGUGGUGGCUUCUUCUGAGGGUGGGAUGGGGGCCGGAUUGGGGAGGGGGGGAGAGAGAGAGAGCUCUCGGUAGAAAAAUGUCCAGGUGUAACUUAAACUGGGCCUUUCCAUUUGUCCUCUUUUCUUCUUCCGUGUAAAAUAAACAGCCUCCAAAAAUUAAGAUUCUGCAAAAGCACUUCCUAUUGCCUGUUCAUCGGAACACCACGUGGCCAGUUUUUCUGACUUGCUGUCUUCUGAAUGAAUUAAUUAAAUAAAAACAAAUAAAUACAUUUUCAGCA
Messenger RNA from Lacerta agilis (Sand lizard), 2546 nucleotides. It is a transcript of the gene EXOC5, whose product is annotated as exocyst complex component 5. Gene Ontology annotation, biological process: exocytosis; Golgi to plasma membrane transport. The transcript has 18 exons. Bases 1 to 2211 code for a protein of 736 amino acids. The record is from RefSeq and is a predicted model, not a curated record. Lineage: Eukaryota; Metazoa; Chordata; Lepidosauria; Squamata; Lacertidae. Gene Ontology annotation, cellular component: cytoplasm; exocyst.